Sphenostylis stenocarpa is the source of this 1131-nucleotide messenger RNA. Lineage: Eukaryota; Viridiplantae; Streptophyta; Magnoliopsida; Fabales; Fabaceae. The record is from the annotation of a GenBank genome assembly.
AUGGGUAACAAUCGAUCCCGCGUUCCCGCACUCCUCAUCUCCAUGUUCGCCACUUUCGCUUCUAUCUACGUUGCUGGAAGGCUAUGGCAGGAUGCGGAGAAUCGCGUUUAUCUCAUCAAAGAGCUCGACAGGAUCACUGGCCAGGUCGUUAUCGCGAUUUCCGUACAGACGAAUCGCGACCUAUUGCACUGGAUUUUAAUUUUCGCGAUUGCUGAUUCAAUUCACGCGUUUGAAUUUGUUCUGGUUGAGAACCAGUUGAUCGCGUCUGGACAAUCUGCCAUAUCUGUGGAUGAUACAUUGAAGAUCAUAGCCUGCAGGGAACAGCAUAAGAAGCUUGCUGCCCUUGAGACGGAACUUGCUGCAGCUAAACAGGAGGGUUUUGUUUCGAAACCCUUGAUAGAGACUAAUGGAACUUACUCUACAAGAAGGCCGUUGGUUGUGAUAGGUAUCCUGACAAAGUUUGGCCGCCAGAAGAAUAGAGAUGCAAUCCGCAAGGCAUGGAUGGGAAGCGGUGCAUCUUUGAAGAAAAUUGAAGAUGGAAAGGGAAUCAUUGUGCGAUUUGUUAUUGGUAGAAGGUUCAAAUUCCUACUUUUAGACUUGUUGGGGUUGGGUGAAAAUCGCGGAGACAGUCUAGAUAAAGACAUUGAUAGUGAGAAUGGGCUGACUAAUGACUUCAUAAUUCUUGAUAAUCACGUCGAAACAAAUGAUGCAUUCCCAAAGAAGGCUAAAUUAUUCUUUGCUCAUGCUGCAGACAAAUGGGAUGCUGAGUUUUAUGCUAAAGUCAACGAUGAUGUCUAUGUAAAUAUUGAUGCCUUUGGAGCUACACUUGCUACUCAUUUGGACAAACCUCGAGUUUACAUGGGAUGCAUGAAAUCAGGCGAAGUUUUCUCUGAGCUGAACCAUAAAUGGUAUGAACCAGAGUGGUGGAAAUUUGGUGACAAAAAAUCAUACUUUCGUCAUGCAUCAGGAGAGAUGUAUGUUAUAUCACGAGCUUUGGCUAAAUUUAUAUCAAUAAACAGGUCAGAUAUACUCCUAGCUGCACCUAUGCUGUUGGCUCCCGAGCAAUCUGUGCUGGUGUUUAAGUUGAUUCCAGUGCAUUCUGGCGAGAAGACCACAAACGCAGUGAAGUAA